Messenger RNA from Xiphophorus couchianus (Monterrey platyfish), 1197 nucleotides. It is a transcript of the gene sf3b5, whose product is annotated as splicing factor 3b, subunit 5. Gene Ontology annotation, cellular component: precatalytic spliceosome; U2 snRNP. The transcript is spliced from 2 exons. The coding region runs from base 169 to 429 and encodes 86 amino acids. Gene Ontology annotation, biological process: mRNA splicing, via spliceosome. NCBI's taxonomy places the organism in Eukaryota, Metazoa, Chordata, Actinopteri, Cyprinodontiformes, Poeciliidae. The record is from RefSeq and is a predicted model, not a curated record.
AAAAUAUUUGAAACGGAACCGAAGAUUGAAGGCUUUGUUUCAACCGAUCACAAUUACAGGGGACCAGCCGGAAAAGGUUGCUCAGGCGCGUUUGAUUGAGGAUUUAAUCAGCAAGUUUCACCUCCUUUGUGGGAUAUUUUGUACUCCGUUGGCCUAACCUGAGCCAGAAUGACGGACCGCUACAACAUCCACAGUCAGCUGGAGCAUCUCCAGUCCAAGUACAUUGGUACAGGACAUGCUGACACCAGCAAGUGGGAGUGGCUGGUCAACCAGCACCGUGACUCUUACUGCUCCUACAUGGGGCACUUCGACCUGCUCAACUACUUCUCUGUUGCCGAGAACGAGAGCAAAGCACGGGUCCGCUUCAACUUGAUGGAGAAGAUGCUGCAGCCUUGUGGGCCACCGGCAGACAAACCCGAUGAUGCUUAGAGUAAAUUGUCGUGAGCUGUGGGUGUUUGUGUUAUCACGGCUGGAUUGAGUUGAUGGACAGUUUUCUGCUAAAAGUUCGUAUGACCCACUUUAACAGCAGAAUAGGAAUAUCGUGUUUGCCUGGAGACGAGUGAAAGAUAUACUUUCCUCCCUACAGGGAGAUAUGAAGACAUAGAACUACUGGAAGAUUGUAAAGUUGAUGAAAAACAAGUUCAUAUGUCUCGUCACCCAACUGUGUCUUUUUGUACUAAGUGAUCGAGUUGUAUUUUGGCACAAGCUUCUUCUAGUUUGAUUAAAUUUUGGUUUUUACUUGUAGUUCGAUUUUGUAUGUGAGGGGUAAUUUCAUUCAACAAGUAUGUUCCCAGACAUUACUUUGCAAUAUGGAGACACCGUCUUAUGAAAUGCGAAAGGGAUGGCACUCACUUUACAUUUUGGCUUUAUUUUUUGUAUAAGAUGGAUAUUUGUAGCUCUGGUUUCAAUGAUCAAGUUUUCUCUGGCUUAAACUGAGUUCUCUUUGGGAUUUUAGAGUUCUAUCAGAUUUUCUUUGUAAAGAUUAUAAUUCAUUCUUUGUGUAAACUUUAACUAUUAUUCACAUACAACAAAGCAUAAAAUCGGAUUCCUAUUUAUAAAUCAAAGCGUGUCUCAGGAACGCGUAAGGACUUCCUGUCAAGCUGUUAAAAGUUUUCAUUAACUUAAUGAACAGAGGAGGGAGAAGCACACAGAUUUCUGAGUAGUUGACUUUUCAAUUACUGAUUUAAAAACUGAGGG